AUCCGUAACCGUAUUGCCACAGAAUGCCAGUAUGUACCGAGUUCCAUAACGAUUCGAACAAACAACUAUACGCGAAUGCCAUGUGCCCUUGUACAUUGAUAAAGUAUAAUUGAGAAGAUCAGAAUUUCUUUCCUGUGAAUUACGUAGUGGGGAUACUUAAUAUUUUUGAUCAUUCUACAUUGUAAAUUUUCUCAUUGUCCGGGACUAGCACCUAGCAGCAGUCUUUACGAUUUCACUGAGGAGUUGCGUCAAGACACUAUCAACGAACAUCAACCUCGACUUAAAUGAACGUUUCGGCGAUCGGAAGGCUAAUGCCGCUGCGUAAACUGUGAAACUCGGUAACGGAAAGUGCCGAAACCUGCUGUAAGACGAGGCAUACCUAUAAUCACUGAUCACAUACUCGCGUUUAAAAGGUCGUGAAACUGAAAAUCGUAUGUAUUUAAAUUGACCCGAAGAAAAUAUGAGCUCGCAUGAUGUUUACGAGAGUUUGCCCACAUCCUCGGUGGCGAUACACAUGACAGCAGGUGCAUUCGCCGGAAUUAUGGAGCAUUGCGUGAUGUACCCGCUUGACAGUGUUAAGACGAGGAUGCAAGCGUUGACACCGGGUGCUCGCAGGGCGGAUGGCAUAAAGUCGGUGUUGAGCAGAAUGGUGCAACAGGAAGGGAUUCUGAGACCGAUUCGUGGUAUGAGUGCAAUGGUCGUUGGAGCUGGCCCCGCGCAUGCAUUAUAUUUCUCGUGCUACGAAUUCCUAAAGAAUCAAUUCCUCAAUUCAAAAACGCAUCCUGAAUUUAAUGUAGCCGCGUACGGAGCCGCCGGUUGCGUGGCGACGCUUCUUCACGAUGGCGUGAUGAAUCCAGCAGAAGUGGUCAAACAACGAUUACAAAUGUAUAACUCUCCUUAUCGGGACGUCAUAACGUGCGUGACGAGUAUAUACAAGAACGAAGGUGCAUACGCAUUCUACAGAAGUUACACGACACAAUUGGCGAUGAACGUACCCUUUCAGAUGAUCCACUUUAUCACAUACGAAGUUGCUCAAGCUUUCUCGAAUCCUCAGCACAUGUACAAUCCUAUAGCACACAUGGUAUCAGGUGCAUUAGCAGGAGCUAUUGCUGCUGCGGUCACGACACCUUUGGACGUUUGUAAAACGCUUUUAAAUACGCAAAAUGGCGUGGAAGCUCGGGGUAUGAUAGACGCUUUCAAAAAGGUUUAUAGAUACGGGGGCGUACGUGGCUAUUUCCGCGGCCUGAAUGCCCGCGUCCUUUAUCAAAUUCCGGCAACUACCAUCUGCUGGUCAACAUACGAAUUUUUCAAGUAUAUACUGCACAAAAAUCAGGGCGACGGACUAGAAACUGGCAUCGAUUCCUCGAACGAAUUAAACCAGAGUCAAGGUUCCUCGACGAAGUCUAGUCGAUUCCAGGAUGUAAGCGUGUACCUAAACAAAAACGCUCCGACCACCGUAUUACUCGAUGUGACCACCAGUUAGGUACUCUCGAUCCUUCUGAUUAUGACAAUUUAAAUAUUUCGUCGAAGGAUUAGCUGGACAAAGCGUCAGGUUUUUCACAUUUGGAGAAUUUAUCAAUAAUAUUUCGUUGAAUCAUUUAUCGUCACGUUAUGAUUAUGCAUGUAAAGUAAUUCGAACUAGUGGAUGCAUAUUAUAUGGAAGAGUAAACGAAGGGUGACUGGAACGAAGAUUGAGUCAAGUGCAGGACACAGACUCUAUGGAACGCUACGUUAAUUCUUAACGUACGAACACUCUCAAAUAGCUGAUCGGGAAACGAUGACUGCAUUUUUUUUCAGUACGUUGAAACGAUCCACGAACGUGUCACCAGAAAAUCAGGACAAAUCGGUCGACGUUUACAAAAUUUUGUUUAGCCCAUUGUUCAGACAGAGUAUCACUUUGAAAGGGAAAUUAACGAAAUUAUUAGUUAGCGAUAUUACUUUGAAAAAUUGUAUAUUAUUAGUAUUAUUAUUGAUAGACAAUAGGUGACUACAAUCCGGUGUGUAAAAAUAAUUAGACAUACUAUCGUCUGCCGUACUGUUCAUAUGGAGUAAAAAGAACAAAUUUCAAUUACGAUCAAUUUAUGUGUACGACGUAUUUUUGUAUAUUUGCGUGUUAACCUAAGUCGCAUGAAUCAUUCGUCGAAAUCAGCGAGAUAUUUUUAUAUUUGCAUAUCUGGAAGAAUUAUGCAUGUAAUUUAAUUUGAAAUUGGACAGACAUUUCGUGUAUCGAUAUUUUGAACUGGAACAAAUUUCAAUGUAAGGGAAAACAUGAUCACUACAGAAAUUAAACACUGAGUCGAAAAGAAGAUUGCUCCACUUGAACAGUGAGUUAGAUUACAUAGUAUAUUUAAGUAUUGUACAAUAUAUACAUACGCAUAGAUUUAAAAAUAAAAGAAAAAUAAAAAACAGUGGGACGCAUGGGAAAAAAAGAUAAUUUUCUGACGGAAGUACGUUUAGCAUAAUUGAGUGGGCAUAAUUGAAAUUUUUGAAAUGGAAAAUUCGUGAUUAGACCUGCUCCGGGCAGGAAGAACAUGUAAAAAUUCUAAUAUUCCAAUACCCUUUUGAACGAAACGUGAUACCG
Molecule: messenger RNA, 2581 nt
Organism: Ceratina calcarata
Lineage: Eukaryota; Metazoa; Arthropoda; Insecta; Hymenoptera; Apidae
Product: mitoferrin-2
Exons: 5
Coding region: 461-1483 (340 amino acids)
Biological process (GO): iron import into the mitochondrion
Cellular component (GO): mitochondrial membrane
Molecular function (GO): ferrous iron transmembrane transporter activity
Source: RefSeq, a predicted model, not a curated record